Molecule: messenger RNA, 282 nt
Organism: Adineta steineri
Lineage: Eukaryota; Metazoa; Rotifera; Eurotatoria; Adinetida; Adinetidae
Source: the annotation of a GenBank genome assembly
AUGUAUGAUCGUAUUGAACCAUAUUUAAAAGAUCAAAAAAUCUAUGCUACAUCAGCUAAAGUCUUGUUAGCAAAUACUUAUGCAUUAGCAAGGAAUUUAACACCAGUAUCAAAUAUUCGAAUGAAAAUGAAUCAAUCAGGUUUGAAAAAAUUGGUUGGUCUUUCUUGGACAGUAGUAAAAUUUCGUACACAUGAUCGAUCACAUCCACAAUCGAAUGAAAUCUAUGAAGAAAUAGAACGUUUAACAAUAGAAUUAAAACAACAUGGAUUAGUCGACUAUUGA